GGUAGCUCUCUUUCUAGUCUCUGGCGUCCGUUACACUCUCAUUUGCGUGGGUGUUGCCAGAUAGGAAACCAAGUGAUAGGCAUGCACAGACUCCAGAGAAUUUUCAACUGUGAGAUUAGCGACAUCCGUUGCAAAUUGAGAGGUCGGGCCUGCACACGGACAUGAGUAGAUGGCGCUGCGUGCCUUGGGUUCGUUGAAGCUGGUGAUCUGUAGCGGGGAAUAUUUGAAUGGACGUGGGCAACGCGGAGGUGGCGAUGCCGAUAUGGCGCUCGGAGGGAGUGUGGAUGCUCCGUGACCAGGAGUCAUCGUGUGGGGAGCUUGUGAAAAGAGAUUUGCGUCCCCUAUGAAAAAGCGCAAAAGACUGAAUUGCGGUUCCAUUUAAUUCUGGCGAAUAGAUUUCAUGAGGUCGUUUUGUGAAAGCUGUGUGUGGUGGCAGCCUCCCGCCUUUCCACCCAGGCGGGAUGCAAUAUGGUUGUAGUUUUAAGGUUUGGGAUUUGCUAUGAAGACAUGGACCGAUAUGGAAUUGGCUACCACAUUUCUUAUGCGGUUUAGCAGUCGCAGCUAAAUUGAGUGCAGUGCUUUCGCAGUAGAGGAAUUUGAGGUUUUGGAUUUCUGGAGCUUGAUAGGAGGGCGAUUGCCUUAGAGUUUAACAAGAGCUGCAGCGGCGACAAAGUGGAUAUCUUCACCCAUGAUUGCAUGAUGUGGGCGUGAAAAAGAGUGCACAGCAGAGUAGGCAGGAUGGAGGCCGCCAUGGCCUGCAAUUUUAUCAGCCCUCUUGAAGUAGAAUCACUCGCUGCUAAAUCGUCGUUCUGUAGCCGAAGCCCAAUUCUGACUCGUUUUCCUGCUGGGGCUAUUUCCAAUGUCGGUUACCUGGAUUCCACAAUUCGCAAGGGAGACCGAGAUUCUCACCUUCGUAACUCCUCCGCCUCCCGUUCUCGCCUGCCACCUUCGUCAGCGAAAGUUUCGAAGGAGAAGUACGUCGCUCCCAAACACACGGAGAGGACCGGGGACGACGAUGCCAAUUUGAUCGAGGAAAUGAGGGACUUAUUGAAACAAAGACGAACUGAUGAGGCUUGGCAGGUGAUGCAAUUACUCUCUAGAUCAGGAAAGUUUCCCGACCGUCAGUGCACGAGUCGACUGGUUGCACAGCUCUCGCAUCGCGGUGUGCCAUCUUGCUUGGCGCGUGCGCAGCAAGUCCUUACUAACCUCAGAAAAAAUAAUCAAGUCGAUUUAUUGGACAGCGACUCUUUAGGUCUUCUGGCUCUGGCGUCUGCUCGUUCUGGCGCAGCUCGAUACGCUUUGAACGUGCUUAAUCUGAUGUUCGAGAUGGACAUUUACCCGUCGGUGAAGGUGUGGAGUGCAGUUGUGAGCAGGUUAGGAAGGCAUGUGGACGACUGCUUGCUAGCUCUGGAGCUCUUUGAUGAAGUUUGCCGACUUAUCGAAGAAGCAGAAUCACAAGGAAUAGAUGUGAGGUCGGCUAGACCUGACACUGGCGCUUUCAAUGCAGCUUUGAAUGCGUGCGCGACGCUAGGAUUUGCAGCCAAAGGCGAGGACCUCAUGAAUUCCAUGCGCAGAUGUGGCUUGCAGCCAGACAGCAUUACUUUCAAUACCUUGAUUAAGCUGUACGCGAAAUGUGACCAACGGAAGCUUCUCAAGAGCCUGCCAGACGAAAUGGUGGAGAAUAAGGUGAUGCCAGAUGAAUCCACUGUGAAUUCUCUAAUUGCGGGUUACGUCGGGCUAGGGGAUCUUCGUGAGGCGGAAGCGCUUCUAAGGAGAUUGCAAGACAAGUCAGAACAGGGUAAUGACUCCAAGACGAAAUCCAAAAGCUGGUGGGGCGCCCACCUCCGCCCCGACGUUCGUACAUACACAACUCUGAUGAAGGGGUAUGUACAGAAAGGGAGGAGAAGCGAUGCAAUGCGGACGUUGCUAGCUAUGCAGAUGGACAAGGACCCGAGGAGCUCCCCGAACGAGGUAUCCUACACGACGGCUAUCUCUUCGUGCGUCCGGCUGGGUCUUAUGGAUGAAGCGACCGUUGUGUUGCAGGAGAUGCUGAAGCAUAACAUUCCUGUGAAUGUAAUCACGUACAACAUCCUACUCAAGGGAUACUGCAGCGCACGGAAGCUCCAGAAAGCGCACUCAGUCGUGAAGGAUAUGGAGGAGGCUGGAGUUGCUCUGGACGUUGUCUCAUACAACACCCUUAUCAAUGGAUGUAUUGAAACGGGCGACAACGCGGCAGCAUUGGAUUACUUCAAGAAAAUGCGGGAGACAGGAAUUUCUCCCUCUGCGGUGAGUUACACCACUCUUAUGAAGGCUUUCGGACGAAAUGGUCAGCCAAAGCAGGUGCAUCUCGUGUUUGAGGAGAUGCGGAACGAUCCCCGAAUGAAGACGGAUGCCGUCGCUUGGAACGUCCUCCUUGACAGCUACUGCAGGAAUGGUCGCGUGGCAGACGCCAAACGGAUGUUUCUUCAGAUGAAGGAAGACAGAGUGCUACCUACGGCGUUCACAUACGCAACUCUGGUAAAAGGAUACGCUCUGGGAGGCAUGUUAGGCGAGGUCUUAGUCCUGUGGAAGGAGAUCAAGGAGCGAACUGACGAUGAAGUGAAUCCUUUGCAACCCGAUGAAGUGCUGUUAAAUUGUCUCGUGGAUACCUGCGUUCGAGCAGGGUACUUCCAGAAAGCGCUGGAAGUGGUGGCAUGUAUGGAAGAGAAGGGCAUUCCAGCCAACAAGACGAAAUACAAGCGCAUCUUUAUUGAACUCUACUCCAAUCUCUACACGGGCAAGCACGCUUCCCAGAGACGUCGUGACAGGUCUGAGGAGAAGCGGGAUGCUGUGGAAGCGUUCAAGUUCUGGCUUGGCCUACCGAACAAAUACUACAGUGCCGACGAUUGGAAACCUUCGCCAUAGUCUUCAUCGUCGCAACAAGUGUGAAGCCGCCGACCAUCUAAAGUUUGGUGGGGAUCGAGGGGCUUGUAAUCUGGAAGCUUUCAAAAGUGGGCACCAUCUUAUAACUCCUGGCAGAUGAUUGUAACCUUAACUGUAGUAGAUCAAUCCCACGAUUCAUUCCCACAAUUCUUUAUGUAGAUGCACAGCACCCCAUAGGUUUCUUAUUAGCUUUCUGUAGGUGUACAAUACAAGAUCAUGAGACACCGUUGCCACGAUGUUCAGAAACCCAUCCGCAGCUAGCCUCCGCUUGUAAAAUCGUCUUUUCUGUGGUCAGUAGGCUAACCGAGACCCAUAACACACACACGAACACACACACGGAUACCAAGGACAGUUUUCUAUGUUGAACGACCGUGAAGAGAAGCACCCCUUCACGAAACCGUUACAUUUAAUGAAUGAUUCUUGCACUUGCAGGAUGUACCAUGAUGGAUAGAAAUCAAAACAAUAUUAUGUUUCUA
Molecule: messenger RNA, 3398 nt
Organism: Physcomitrium patens
Lineage: Eukaryota; Viridiplantae; Streptophyta; Bryopsida; Funariales; Funariaceae
Source: RefSeq, a predicted model, not a curated record